Molecule: messenger RNA, 2214 nt
Organism: Carassius gibelio (silver crucian carp)
Lineage: Eukaryota; Metazoa; Chordata; Actinopteri; Cypriniformes; Cyprinidae
Product: gastrula zinc finger protein XlCGF26.1-like
Exons: 3
Coding region: 91-2070 (659 amino acids)
Biological process (GO): regulation of transcription by RNA polymerase II
Molecular function (GO): DNA-binding transcription factor activity, RNA polymerase II-specific; RNA polymerase II cis-regulatory region sequence-specific DNA binding
Source: RefSeq, a predicted model, not a curated record
CGGUGUGACGUCAUAAGGCUGCGCGCACUCCCGCGUCUGUGAUUCGGCUGAAGAAAGAUAAACUGAGGUCCACGGGACGCUUUUAUAAAGAUGGAGUUUAUUAAAGAGGAGAGAGAAGACGUGAAGAUUGAAGAAACAUUCAGAGUCAAACAUGAAGAGACUGAGACACACAAUAUUAUAAAGAUGGAGUUUAUUAAAGAGGAGAGAGCAGACGUGAAGAUUGAAGACACAUUCAGAGUCAAACAUGAAGAGACUGAGACACACAAUAUUAUAAAGAUGGAGUUUAUUAAAGAGGAGAGAGCAGACGUGAAGAUUGAAGAAACAUUCAGAGUCAAACAUGAAGAGACUGAGACACACAAUAUUAUAAAGAUGGAGUUUAUUAAAGAGGAGAGAGAAGAAAUGAAGACUGAAGAAACAUUCAGAGUCAAACAUGAAGAGACUGAGAUACACAAUAUUAUAAAGAUGGAGUUUAUUAAAGAGGAAAGAGAAGACGUGAAGAUUGAAGAAACAUUCAGAGUCAAACAUGAAGAGACUGAGAUACACAAUAUUAUAAAGAUGGAGUUUAUUAAAGAGGAGAGAGAAGAAAUGAAGAUUGAAGAAACAUUCAGAGUCAAACAUGAAGAGACUGAGGAACAAACAGACCUGAUGGCACUGAAAGAGGAGAGUCAAGGACUGAAUGAAACAGAAGAGAAAGAUCAAAAUGAGAAACAUCAUGAUUUCAAAACUGAAGAACAAUCAAUUAGUUGUUCACAGACUGAAAAGACUCAGAAAAUACAAACUAAAACCCUUAAUUACAACAUAAUUCACACUGGAGAGAAAUCUUACACCUGCAAACUGUGUGGAAAGUGUUUUACACAGAAAAAUACCCUUAAUGUCCACAUGAGAAUUCACACUGGAGAGAAACCUUACACCUGCAAAGUGUGUGGAAAGUGUUUUACUCUGAAAAAUCACCUUACUGCCCACAAGAGAAUUCACAGUGAAGAGAAACCAUUCAUAUGCCCUCAGUGUGGAAAGAGAUUUAAACAGAAAAAUACCCUUAAUGUCCACAUGAGAAUUCACACUGGAGAGAAACCUUACACCUGUGAGCUGUGUGGAAAGUGUUUUACACAUAAAAAUACCCUUAAUGGCCACAUGAGAAUUCACACUGGAGAGAAACCUUACACCUGUGAGCUGUGUGAGAAGAGUUUCACACGAAUUGGAGAGCUUAAGAUUCACAAGAGAAUUCACAGUGAAGAGAAACCAUUCAUGUGCCCUCAUUGUGGAAAGAGAUUUAAACAUAUAAAUACCCUUAAUGUCCACAUGAGAAUUCACACUGGAGAGAAACCUUACACCUGCAAAGUGUGUGGAAAGUGUUUUACUCUGAAAAAACACCUUACUGCCCACAAGAGAAUUCACAGUGAAGAGAAACCAUUCAUAUGCCCUCAAUGUGGAAAGCGAUUUAAACAGAAAAAUACCCUUAAUGUCCACAUGAGAAUUCACACAGGAGAGAAACCUUACACCUGUGAGCUGUGUGGAAAGUGUUUUACACAUACAAAUACCCUUAAUGGCCACAUGAGAAUUCACACUGGAGAGAAACCUUACACCUGUGAGCUGUGUGAGAAGAGUUUCACACAAAUUGGAGAGCUUAAGAUUCACAAGAGAAUUCACAGUGAAGAGAAACCAUUCAUAUGCCCUCAUUGUGGAAAGAGAUUUAAACAGAAAAAUACCCUUAAUGUCCACAUGAGAAUUCACACUGGAGAGAAACCUUACACCUGUGAGCUGUGUGGAAAGUGUUUUACACAUAAAAAUACCCUUAAUGGCCACAUGAGAAUUCACACUGGAGAGAAACCUUACACCUGUGAGCUGUGUGAGAAGAGUUUCACACGAAUUGGAGAGCUUAAGAUUCACAAGAGAAUUCACAGUGAAGAGAAACCAUUCAUAUGCCCUCAGUGUGGAAAGAGAUUUAAACAGAAAAAUACCCUUAAUGGCCACAUGAGAAUUCACACUGGAGAGAAACCUUACACCUGUGAGCUGUGUGAGAAGAGUUUCACACAAAUUGGAGAGCUUAAGAUUCACAAGCAUUCACAGUGAAGAGAAACCAUUCAUAUGCCCUCAGUGUGGAAAGAGAUUUAAACAGAAAAAUACCCUUAAUGUCGACAUGAGUAUUCACACUGGAGAGAAACCUUACACCUGCAAAAUUUGUGGAAAGUGUUUUACACAGAAAAUUCACCUUAA